CAGCAGUUCAGGAAGCCGAGGGGCCCACACAGGAAGGAGCCGAGUGGGACUUUCCUCCCGCUGCCACCGGGCUCUGCCCUCCCGUCCUCGGCCAGGCGCCCACCGGCCAGGCAGGCUGCUCUCAUGGAGCCUCCGAGCGAGGAGACGCCUUUGAUAUCUCAGCGCUCCUGCAGCCUCUCGUCUUCGGAGGCUGGUGCCCUGCACGUGCUGCUGCCCCCUCGGGGCCCUGGACCCCCACAGCGCCUAUCUUUCUCCUUUGGUGACCACUCAGCUGAAGAGCUGUGUGUUUGGGCUGCUAAGGCCAGUGCCAUCCUGCCUGUGUACCACUCCCUCUUUGCUCUGGCCACGGAGGACCUGUCCUGCUGGUUCCCCCCAAGCCACAUCUUCUCCGUGGAGGACGCAGGCACCCAGGUCCUCGUCUACAGACUCCGCUUUUACUUUCCCAACUGGUUUGGACUAGAGAAAUGCCACCGCUUUGGGCUACGAAAGGACUUGGCCAGUGCCAUCCUUGACCUGCCAGUCCUGGAGCACCUCUUUGCCCAGCACCGUGACGACCUGCUGAGUGGCCGCCUCCCGGUGGGCCUUGGCCUCAAGGAGCAGGGCGAGUGUCUCAGCCUGGCUGUGCUGGACCUGGCCCGGAUGGCCCGUGAGCAGGCCCAGCGGCCCGAGGAGCUGCUGAAGACCAUCAGCUACAAGGUCUGCCUGCCCCCCCGCCUGCGCGACCUGAUCCAGGGCCUGAGCUUCGUGACGCGGAGGCGUAUCCGGAGGACGGUGCGCCGGGCCCUGCUCCGCGUGGCCGCCUGCCAAGCUGACAGGCACUCGCUCAUGGCCAAGUACAUCAUGGACCUGGAGCGGCUGGACCCGGCCAGGGCCGCCGAGACCUUCCUCGUGGGCCUCCCCGGGGCUGCCAGUGGUCAGGAUGCGCCCGGGCUGCUCCGCGUGGCUGGUGACAGCGGCAUAGCCUGGAGUCCAGGAGGACUCGAGGUCCUCCAGCCCUUCUGCGACUUUCCAGAAAUUGUGGACAUCAGCGUCAAGCAGGCCCCACGCGUUGGCCCUGCCGGGGAGCACCGUCUGGUCACCGUCACCAGGACAGACAACCAGAUCCUGGAGGCCGAGUUCCCGGGGCUGCCCGCCGCCCUGUCCUUCGUGGCGCUCGUGGACGGCUACUUCCGGCUGACCGCCGACUCCCGGCACUUCUUCUGCAAGGAGGUGGCGCCGCCACGGCUGCUAGAGGAGGUGGCCGAGCAGUGCCACGGCCCCAUCACCCUGGAUUUUGCAAUUAACAAGCUCAAGACUGGAGGCUCACUUCCUGGCUCCUACGUUCUCCGCCGCAGCCCCCAGGAUUUCGACAGCUUCCUCCUCACUGUCUGUGUCCAGACCCCCCUGGGCCCCGAUUACAAGGGCUGCCUCAUCCGCAGCGACCCCACAGGAACCUUCUCCCUGGCUGGCCUUGGCCGUCCCCACAGCAGUCUUCGAGAACUCCUGGCAGCCUGCUGGGAUGGGGGGCUGCAUGUGGAUGGGGUUGCACUGAACCUCUCCUCCUGCUGCACCCCUAGACCCAAAGAAAAGUCCAACCUGAUUGUGGUCCGGAGAGGGUGCAGCCCUCCUGCGUCGUCCGCGGCUCAGCCGCCGGCCAGCUGCCAGCUGAGCCAGAUGACAUUCCACAAGAUCCCCGCCGACAGCCUGCAGUGGCACGAGAACCUGGGUCACGGGUCCUUCACCAAGAUCUACCGGGGCCGUCGCCAUGAGGCCGUGGACGGGGAGGCCCGGGAGACGGAGGUGCUGCUCAAAGUGAUGGACGCCAAGCACAGGAACUGCAUGGAGUCAUUCCUGGAAGCGGCGAGCUUGAUGAGCCAAGUGUCGUACCAGCACCUCGUGUUGCUGCAUGGCGUGUGCAUGGCUGGAGACAGCAUCAUGGUGCAGGAAUUUGUCCACCUGGGAGCGCUGGACACAUAUCUGCGCAAGUGUGGCCACCUGGUGCCCGCCAGCUGGAAGCUGCAGGUGAUCAAACAGCUGGCCUAUGCCCUCAACUAUCUGGAGGACAAAGGCCUUCCCCAUGGCAAUGUCUCAGCCCGGAAGGUGCUUCUGGCUCGGGAGGGGGCUGACGGGAGCCCGCCCUUCAUCAAGCUGAGCGACCCUGGGGUCAGCCCUGCUGUGCUGAGCCUGGAGAUGCUCACUGACAGGAUCCCCUGGGUGGCCCCGGAGUGUCUCCAGGAGGCGCGGACACUUGGCUUGGAAGCUGACAAGUGGGGCUUCGGUGCCACAGUCUGGGAGGUGUUCAGUGGCGUCCCAAUGCCCAUCAGCAGGCUGGACCCCGGCAAGAAGCUGCAGUUUUACGCCGAGCGGCAGCAGCUGCCUGCCCCCAAGUGGACGGAGCUGGCCCUGCUGAUCCAGCAUUGCAUGGCCUACGAGCCUGGCUGCAGGCCCUCCUUCCGCGGCGUCAUCCGUGACCUGAACAGCCUCAUCAGCUCAGAUUACGAGCUCCUCUCGGACCCCACUCCUGGUGCCCUGGCUCCCCGUGACGGGCUGUGGAAUGGUGCCCAGCUCUACGCCUGCCAGGACCCCACCAUCUUUGAGGAGAGACACCUCAAGUACAUCUCGCAGCUGGGCAAGGGCAACUUUGGCAGCGUGGAACUGUGCCGCUAUGACCCGCUGGGCGACAACACAGGCGCCCUGGUGGCCGUGAAGCAGCUGCAGCACAGCGGGCCAGACCAGCAGAGGGACUUCCAGCGGGAGAUCCAGAUCCUCAAAGCCCUCCACAGCGACUUCAUCGUCAAGUACCGCGGCGUGAGCUAUGGCCCAGGCCGCCAGAGCCUGCGGCUGGUCAUGGAGUACCUGCCCAGCGGCUGCCUGCGCGACUUCCUGCAGCGGCACCGCGCGCGCCUCGACGCCGGCCGCCUGCUCCUCUACGCCUCGCAGAUCUGCAAGGGCAUGGAGUACCUGGGCUCCCGCCGCUGCGUGCACCGCGACCUGGCAGCUCGGAACAUCCUGGUAGAGAGCGAGACGCACGUCAAGAUCGCCGACUUCGGCCUCGCCAAGCUGCUGCCGCUGGACAAAGACUACUACGUGGUCCGCGAGCCGGGCCAGAGCCCCAUCUUCUGGUACGCCCCGGAGUCCCUCUCCGACAACAUCUUCUCGCGCCAGUCGGACGUCUGGAGCUUCGGGGUGGUCCUGUACGAGCUCUUCACCUACGGCGACAAGAGCUGCAGCCCCUCUGCCGAGUUCCUGCGGAUGAUGGGAUGUGAGCGAGACGUCCCGGCCCUCUGCCGCCUCCUGGAGCUGCUGGCCGAGGGCCAGAGGCUGCCCGCGCCUCCUGCCUGCCCUGCCGAGGUUCAUGAGCUCAUGAAGCUGUGCUGGGCCCCAAGCCCGCAAGACCGGCCGCCAUUCAGCGCCCUGGGCCCCCAGCUGGAUGCGCUGUGGAGUGGGAGCCGGGGGUAGUGUCCAGAGCCCUGAGACCGCGC
This is a messenger RNA of Ceratotherium simum simum (southern white rhinoceros), 3461 nucleotides long. RefSeq names its product Janus kinase 3 (gene JAK3). Gene Ontology annotation, molecular function: growth hormone receptor binding; non-membrane spanning protein tyrosine kinase activity; ATP binding. Gene Ontology annotation, biological process: cytokine-mediated signaling pathway; cell differentiation; regulation of apoptotic process. NCBI's taxonomy places the organism in Eukaryota, Metazoa, Chordata, Mammalia, Perissodactyla, Rhinocerotidae. Gene Ontology annotation, cellular component: cytoskeleton; cytosol; membrane. The record is from RefSeq and is a predicted model, not a curated record.